Messenger RNA from Glycine soja, 597 nucleotides. RefSeq lists its product as uncharacterized. The coding region runs from base 1 to 597 and encodes 198 amino acids. The record is from RefSeq and is a predicted model, not a curated record. The transcript has a single exon. Lineage: Eukaryota; Viridiplantae; Streptophyta; Magnoliopsida; Fabales; Fabaceae.
AUGCUAACAAAGAAGAAUCGGUAUAUCCACAGAGACACAAUAGUUGUGGAAGGUAACUGUAGUGCGUUCAUUCAAUGCAUCAUUCCCCCGAAGCAUAAAGAUCCCGAAAGUGUCACUAUACUGUGUUCUAUUGGUGAGGUUGCUGUGGGUAAAGCUCUCAUAGAGUUGGGAGCUAGUACCAAUUUAAUGCCUCUAUCCAUGUGCCAACGACUUGGAGAGAUAGAGAUAAUGCCCACACGCAUGACCCUCCAGUUGGCUGAUCGCUCCAUCGCAAGACCAUAUGGAGUGAUCGAAGACGUUUUGGUUAGGGUCAAACAUUUGAUCUUUCCAGCUGAUUUCAUAGUGAUAGACAUUAAAGAAGAUGCUGACAUUCCCCUAAUUCUUGAAAGACCUUUUAUGUCCACCGCAAGCUGUGUGGUAGACAUAGGGAAGAGGAAACUACAAAUGAUCAAAGAAGACCAGCAAAUCAGUUUCGAUAUGUUUUAUGAAGAGAAAGCUUUGCCUGACCAAAAUGUUUGUUUGAAGGUGAAUGUGAUGGAGGAAAAGAGACUAGAGAAGAAGGUUCUGGAAGUUGGAACCUUGUUGGAACCAGGAUAA